This is a messenger RNA of Protopolystoma xenopodis, 1008 nucleotides long. The record is from the annotation of a GenBank genome assembly. NCBI's taxonomy places the organism in Eukaryota, Metazoa, Platyhelminthes, Monogenea, Polystomatidea, Polystomatidae.
AUGGGAGGUGACUCAGUUGUAAAUCUCGAUGGCUCUGCUGCCACUUUGGAGCAGCGGCAGGCAGCAGCCGCUGCCGCGGCCAUUGCAUUCUGUCGUGAAGAAGACGCUUCUCGGCAAGCAGUGGUUCCUUCGAUUCGUAAGAGAGUAUCCAAGCGAACCACCUCGGUGCAUCUACCUCAUGCUCGGGGGAACUCUGAUAUAAUGAACUGCGACCUACAGUCGGCUGGUGUGUAUGUAUGCGUUUUAGAGAUAGGAACUUUUCAUUUCGUCGAAAUUACUUCUCACUUGUUAAGCUUACUUCCAUUUCGAGUGGAAGUGUUCGCUGAAGUGAUUCGAAGGUCGAUUCCACCAGAAAACGACGGUGAUUAUGUUGACAAACCUUUCGCUGGGUCUGGCGGACGAAUUCCUGGUGACUGUAUCUCUGAAGGAGGUGAAUUCUACGAGGUAGCUGAUGAGGAAGAAGAAGAACGUGAUGAAACCGCCGGCGAACUUUGGCAACAUGUAGUUCUAUUUGCUGUCGACAAACCAGCAUUUAUUUCUGCCCUUCUAAAGCAUGCGGCUAGUGAGGGCUUCGAUCCCAGACUGCUCUUGAAUAAAAUCGCACCGAAUACGAAGAUUCCAGCACUCAGAGAGUCCCUUAUGAAGUUGAUGAAUGACUAUCAGAUGCAAAUAGAUCUGCGCCAUAAUUGCCAGCACAUUCUGCUCUCAGAUGUUCAUCGUCUGCUCGAGCAACUGGUUGAGUUACAUUCAGCUGGUCUUCGCAUUGAACAGCCACAUGAUAUUUCCUUCUGUUCAGCUUGUUCCCGCCACCUUUCUAUCAUCCCACCGACAGCCAUACCUAAUUCCUUGGCCAGAAAAGUAUGUGACAGUGACGGCAACGACAGAGACAACUUGUUGGCCUUUGUAUGUCAGCAUGUGUUUCAUGCGGCCUGUGUCGAUGCACCAGUCGGCGGCUUGGUAGGGUUGGCUAAUUGUCCAACUUGCAUGAAGGAGCGUAGUUCUGGGUAG